Apis florea (little honeybee) is the source of this 1528-nucleotide messenger RNA. Its product is annotated as protein Wnt-5b. The record is from RefSeq and is a predicted model, not a curated record. Gene Ontology annotation, molecular function: frizzled binding; cytokine activity. Gene Ontology annotation, cellular component: extracellular region. Lineage: Eukaryota; Metazoa; Arthropoda; Insecta; Hymenoptera; Apidae. Gene Ontology annotation, biological process: canonical Wnt signaling pathway; neuron differentiation; multicellular organism development.
CGAGAGUGUUCCACUUCGAACUCUUAAAAAGAAAAGAAUCUUUGUCGGAGAAGAAGAAUCAUGAAACAACCCCUUUGCCUCUCCAGAAUCGUUCGAAGGAUAUAGAAGGUAAGGGGAAGGAGAGAAGUCGAAUCGAAAUCCUUCUCUUGGUCCUUCGCGAAAGAAAGGGUUGCAUUCGGGCAAAGAAAAAAAAAGAGCUGCUAAUUGACACGAGCGAUUGCACGUAACGGUAUAAUUAGAGAGAAGAAUACGGAGCCUGGACCGGUGCACCGAUGAACCAAUGAACCGGCCAGAAAGCGGUAAGAGAGGGGAAGGAGAGAAACAGAAAGGCAAAGGGAAGCAGGGGAGAGAAGCAGCCGGCAAGUUCUGUUGAGGGUAGUGAUGGGCAUUCAGUUUCUGCCAUAUCGCAAGAUGGCGGCCUGCAGCGGCUUACUCAUUAUUCUGCGAUUACUUCUCAUCGCCGUGGCGUCGACCGUUCCAGGAACAUGGAUAAAUAUCGGUUUGCAACACUAUCCACAAUUAGACACCGCACAAAUGAUGGAGACUUAUGACGUAGCCGCGUCUAGUAUUUGUCACGGGUUGAAAGGUCUUUCGCAAGGCCAAGGAAAGCUUUGUCAGUUAUCGGUGGAUCAUAUGCCAAGUGUGGCUAAGGGUGCAAAAUUUGGGAUUCUUGAGUGUCAACAUCAAUUUCACGAUCGAAGAUGGAAUUGUUCCACCGUCUCUAAUGAGUCCGUGUUUGGACCCAUGCUUAGAAUAGCGAGUAGAGAAACUGCAUUCGUUCAUGCAAUCACAACUGCAGGAGUGGUGUAUUCGAUAAGUCGAUCCUGCAGAGACGGACAAUUAUCCUCGUGUGGUUGUUCUAGAAGUAACAGACCCAGAGAUCUAAAACGAGAUUGGAUCUGGGGUGGAUGCGGGGAUAAUCUCGAAUACGGUUAUAAAUUUACACAAGCAUUUGUUGAUGUAAAAGAACGUGAACGAAGCUUUAAAAGAGGUAGCAGAGAACAAGGUAGAAGCCUAAUGAAUCUUCAUAAUAACGAAGCUGGACGUAGGGCGGUUAUAAAACGAUCCAAAGUAACAUGCAAGUGUCAUGGAGUUUCUGGAAGUUGUAGUUUAAUUACUUGCUGGCAGCAACUUGCAUCAUUUCGAGAAAUUGGUGAUUUUCUUUUAGAUAAAUACGAUGGAGCAACAGAAGUUAGAGUAAACAGACGUGGCCGUCUAUCUAUGCGAGAUCCAAGAUUUUCCUUACCUACAGCGAAUGAUUUAGUGUAUUUGGAUGACUCUCCGAACUAUUGUCUUCCUAAUGAAACACUCGGAUCAUUAGGUACACAUGGAAGAAUUUGCAACAGAACAUCAUCUGGCAUGGAUGGAUGUAAUCUCCUUUGUUGUGGUAGAGGUUACAAUACACAAAAAUCAACUAUCAAAGAAAGAUGCGAAUGCAAAUUUCGGUGGUGUUGUUCGUUGAAUGCAAAACUUGUGUCAAAAGCGUAGAUAUUCAUACUUGCAAAUAAAAUUUAAAUUAAUCACAUUU